CCGCAUACGUAAUGUUUCCUCUUGUCGCGAGAGAAGCGUAAAGCAUCACACUUGAAUUAAUAUCUGAUAUAACGAGAUGAAGUGCGAUGUGGCACACAUGCCUGGCAGUGGGCAAGCGCCAAUAACGUACAAGGCGAAACUUAGUGCCAGGUAACAUUCGGGUGGCACCGCUGCCAAAUGGAGUAUGCAGCGUGCCAUGUGCCGUAGCGCGUGUGUUUGUGUGAGGGACUUCACGAAGCACAGGAGCUGAGCUAGUGAAAUUACCAUUUCCGGUCUCGGCGAAGGAAAUUCAGUGGCGGAGCGAACGCGAUCGGUCGAGCAAGAAAAAAUAAGUCUCGUCCUCACGCUGACAUGAGGUUGUAAACUCUCGGUUGUGACAUGAAGUUGGGCUGUGAGGGCCGCCAGCUGACCUGGCAUUCCUCGGAAACAGCUGCAGCGCGGGGUUACCUCACUCGUGAUCUGCUUCGCAUUCUGGCUCACUUUAUUUUUGAAGUGUGGCUUUCUCUCGCUUACCGCUGCUGCAGGUGGAAAUCUAUUAGAGUGUGUGAUGACAUCUUCCGGAUAAAGUUCACGAGUUAUUCGUUCUGUUGAAGAGCUCGACCUACUUCUCUGGACUGACUUCGAGCAAGUGAUCUGCGGACAAAUGGAGGUCGUCUUGAAUCUACAUUUGGAGGGCUGAGGAGGAGAGGCGAAAGCCGAGGGAAAUUAAGAAAUUAAGGUUUUGCCGCAAAGCUUCGGGUGUCCACAAUGGCCUUUGUACUCCUGCCCUGUGACCUGCCCACUUGGCCCACCAUACAGCGUCACCUGGGGUCGCUGAAGGGGGCCACGGCGCCAGCUCAGGUCACGCAGGUCCUCCACGCGCUUCAUUCUCUGUGCAACGUCGCCAUCGAUCCGGACCUGAACGAACCUGUUCCUCCGGACGUCUUCGCGGGCGUCGAGAAGUUCCUUGACGUCGAGGUGGAGCAGGACUUCUUCAGCAAGACCCUUCCUAGCAUGCUGGAAGCUGCCCUUCGCCUCAAGGACCUGAAGCCUCCGCAGGGACUCAGAUAUUCACUGCAGCAGCAACACGAUGAAGUGACAAUGGAACGCGCCUUAGUGACAUCUCUCCUGGCGCAUGUCUUUUUCUGCACCCUGCCGAGGCGCUCGCUCAUCUCUCACCCAACGCUCUCUGAUCCCUGUCUCGCCCCUACGCUCUCGUCACUCAACAGAGAGAGCCAGCGAGUGAAACUGAAGGCACUCCUGCACUACUUCAGGAAACUGAGUGACACAACACCUGCAGGCACUCUCACUUUCUCCAGGAAGGUUAUGAGCAGCAAGGAAUUCGUGACCCUGAAGGACUGGAUGAAAUGCGAGGCCGCCCUUUGCCCCGUGGAAAUCCAGCACGAGGGACGCCUGGAGGACACCCACCCUCCUGCCUCUGUUGGCCUGCUUCACCUCGUCGGACGUGGCUCAGCCUGCACUCACCUCCUCCAAGUCACAGUAUGUGCAAUGCUAAGUUACCCGGAGAUGUUAGUGUCGUCGGUCUUCGUGGAGAGGCUGGAGGAUAACGAAGCCCUCCAGAUUGUGGGUACCUUGAAGACCGCCACCGUCUCCAACCUGAAGACUCGCCCCCACGUCACCUUCAGGAAUAACACGACCCCACCUGACCUGAUCCAUGCACUUAUGGAUGCAGAUGACUACCGCCAGUCAGAGGUCCUGCAGUACGAGGAGAUUAAUGUUCUCAGAGAGUUGAAUAAGGCGGUUCUUGCCUUUACGCAGCCUAUUCCCGACGCCCCUACGAGCUCCUUUUCAGACAUCAUUUCUGUGUCGAGACAACUUUCAGAGUGCAGUGGGUCUCCGCCGAGGACCUACCAAACUCCAAUAUCUUCUGGGUCGUCGUUGGACCAGAAUAAAGAAGACACGAGUUUGGAAGGAAAUAAAAUGAAACUACGAGAAAAAGAUAAAGGUCCUCCUCGUGAAAAAGCAAACCAGAAACGAGGAACAGCAGUGUCUAAAGAACUCGAAAGAACAAAACCCUUGAAAAUCGGGAAGGUGAAAAAGAAAGUGGAAAUAGUCGAGGACAACCAGGCUGUGAAAACGAAUACCUGUGAUAUCCCUGACAGUGAUAUAGUCAGGCCAUCCAAGCAUAACGUAGACCAUAAACUGAAAUCCCUCCUGGCCAAAGAGAAAUUCAGAAAGGAGAAAGAACAGGUGAAAAACGCCCCAGCAGAAGUCAAGAGGAGUGUGGCCGAGCAAGACGUUACGGGAAGCCCUCCUUCAGCUGGUUUCGUGACGGCUCCAACGACGCUAAAAAGACGUCACAGAAGAAAGAAGGAUGUCGGUUCUAAAGGCUGUGACGACGUGAUGCCUCAGGACAUGACCGCCCAGGCAGAAAGGGUGACUUUUGCAGGGGUGUGUUGUAGCAAACCGCUCACCGAAGAUCUGCCAAAUAACUGGGAAGAAUCAGAUGAAGAGGAAGAAGAAACUACGAGAUUACUGAACAGGGUGAUGCGCGCCAUUCAGCGGUUGGAGCAAGAACGGCCUGAUUUAGUCGAGGAAGUGAAGCAGGAUGCGCAACAGACCUUGGGUUCUAAGCCGCUUCCGAGGACAGUGGGCAGACCGCCGAUACCGGACGGACGGCCUCGGCCCCUCGGCGAAAGAGACAGAAGGGAGAAGAGCCAAGGAAGCGACGCCGCAGAUAGGGCUAAGCGGCGCGUGGGCGUUUCGGGCGACGGGAGAAAACUGUCUAUUUACGUCUCUUGCUCCGAGGACAAUCCGGCCGAGUCUCUCCCCGACGAGGACCAUUACUACAGCGCCUGCGAGAGUCUGGAGGGAGCGGAGGCAGCUCCGAGGUCAAGACGACCGUCCAAGAAACGAGGGAAGAAAGAGAGAAGAAAAUCGUCUUUUGCCGAGAGACUGAAGGAGGCUUUGGAGAGAGAGCCAAGUUUGGACUCGUGUCAGACUCAAGAAAAUAUUCCAAACGAGGAAGAUGACCCGCUGAUGACAAUAUCAAGACAGGAAUCUGCAGGAUUUGUCCUCGACGCUAGCCCUCGCCGUCGACUCCUUCGGAAGACAGAGAAAGAGGAGGAAAAAUGCGGCUCUGACAUCUCCGAGGAAGAUUUCGAUGAUCAAGAAGAGGAAGAGGUUCAGGGCAAAGGACACGAGGGAUCGGAUUCUUCUCAUUACUCCUUCAGUUCGGAUUACACGUCCGAAUUGGAGGAUGUUUAUGAAAAGCUAGGGGAAGUACUGGAGGAGUUUGAAGGGGGAAACCUUGGCCCUCGCACAGCAGCCAUCGCGCGAUUUGCUCAUGGGCUGCUCAAGCGCGCCCUUAGUGAAUCCUACAAAGACGUGACACUUGGGUUGGACGGGUCGGCUGUGAAGGACCCUGAGAGUGGUACAAGUGGUCCUUUACCUAUACGAUCCCUUAGCUUCUCCGAGCCUCGUCCUCCAGCGGGCAAGAGAGUUCGACCUCCGACGCUAAACACGCUGAAGAAUAACCUCGGAAAACCUAUUGUUACGGGGAACUGGGGUUGUGGCUCCCUUAGAGGCGAUCACCAACUGAAAGCUAUGAUUCAGUGGGCGGCUGCUAGCAAGGCCCGGGCACCCAAGAUGGUAUAUUACACAUAUGGUGACCAGAAUACUGUAAAGUUGGAUAUAGUCUGCCGGUUGUUAGGCGACAGAGGCUGGCGUGUUGGAGACCUGGUGUCCACGUUGCUCCGGUAUAGUGAAUCACGCCUCGAUUCUUGGAGACGAUCCAGGGAGACAGAACUUACGGAAUCUGCUGAUUCUUCACUGCCAGAAUCCCUUAGAUACAGAGGACCAUCGUUGGAUUCCCUCACCCUCUUUGAUGAAUUAAUAGGAGCAGACCGUCCAUUCACCACGAUGGAGACGGAACUAUGAUCCAGUAGUCAGACUCUAACAGCAACCAGUUCCUGUUGUGCCUUCUUUGCUAAACAGUUAACUCCAUAUCAGUUGUUCACACUGUAUAAAAAACAGAGAUAGAAUUUUAGGUUUUGAAAUUGUUGAUGGUGAUGUCCAGGAUACAUCUUGAGGAAGUCUAGAGGUUUUUAAUCCAAAGGGAAAUUUGACAUAUCUGUUAUGUCGAUAAACUUAUCUACCAUAUGGUGUGCUCGUACCUAUAGAGAAGGAAUACUUACACCUCUUCUUUUCAUAGCAUCAUUGUAUCUAAAGAGUUUACACAUAUAACUGUUUUGGCAUUGUUUCAUGGAUUUAUGAUCUGCAAACGGGUGAUAUACCCGAUAAUUUCUCGUCCUUGUUGUGUUUUCUGUCUUCCUGCAAUAGGUUUUCUCAUGAAUACGUAUUUAAAAGUCAGUGGUGAGUGAACAGAAUAUUAGCCAAUUUUUACCGUGUGAUGGUUUAUAUAGAUACAGGACA
This is a messenger RNA of Penaeus chinensis, 4374 nucleotides long. RefSeq lists its product as uncharacterized. Gene Ontology annotation, biological process: regulation of DNA repair; ATP generation from poly-ADP-D-ribose; carbohydrate metabolic process. The record is from RefSeq and is a predicted model, not a curated record. Gene Ontology annotation, cellular component: cytoplasm; nucleus. Bases 748 to 3879 code for a protein of 1043 amino acids. Gene Ontology annotation, molecular function: poly(ADP-ribose) glycohydrolase activity. NCBI's taxonomy places the organism in Eukaryota, Metazoa, Arthropoda, Malacostraca, Decapoda, Penaeidae. The transcript has 18 exons.